Dicentrarchus labrax (European seabass) is the source of this 2065-nucleotide messenger RNA. RefSeq names its product tyrosine-protein phosphatase non-receptor type 7. The record is from RefSeq and is a predicted model, not a curated record. Gene Ontology annotation, molecular function: protein tyrosine phosphatase activity. Bases 379 to 1656 code for a protein of 425 amino acids. The transcript has 11 exons. NCBI's taxonomy places the organism in Eukaryota, Metazoa, Chordata, Actinopteri, Moronidae. Gene Ontology annotation, biological process: protein dephosphorylation.
UCACUAUCACUUUCUCUCUCACUCCCUUUUUCUCUCCAUUCACUUGUUUCUUCUUGCCCCUGGUUUGUCAUCGAUUUCAUGUGAAGAGGGCGAGAAAUAGACAGAAGGAACAGAAAUCUUUCUGCUCUCUCACUGCUUAUUUAAUUAGUUACGUGGGUUAGUUCAGUCGGUCAGGUAGUUAGUUAGUUAUUGUGACGUGAGAGCAGCUCUGGGGUCAGGACAGUCAGUUAUGAGGUUGUUAUGAGGUUGUUGUAGGUGACUUGGAGGAUUCACAUCUUAGUGGGCUGAAUUACACAAAAACAGAUCAUCAUGGCUGUCUAAUAACCGGGAUGGUGUUGUGAUGAACAGCUAAGACGUUAACACACACACACACACACAAUGAGUACCAGUACACCAGCAGUGUGCCCGGCCUCCCCUCCCUCUGAGGACCCGACCACGCCCCCGCCCAUGACCACACCUCCUCGCAAAGCUUCGGUCCGCCUGCAGGAGAGGCGGGGCUCCAACCUGUCUCUGCUAUUGGAUGUGACCAACCUGGGGGUGGAGCCUGUUUGCUCUGUCUCCACCCCAAAGGAGGUGUGGCUUCAGCUGCUGCACACCUCCUCCCGACCGCUCACACACCCUGCGCUGCAGCAGGCCGCCAUGGACACAAGCACACUGAAUGUAGAGUACCAGAAGAUCCCUCCGAACUUUGUGAGCGCCGCAGAGCUUGAUGUUCCAGGACACAUGAUGAAAGACAGAUAUAAAACCAUCCUACCCAACCCUGAGACCCGGGUGAUCCUGAGGAGCCCAGAGGAAGAGGCGGGGCCAGACCGCUACAUCAACGCCAACUACAUCAGGGGCUACAAAGGAGCACCCAGGGCCUACAUCGCCACCCAGGGGCCGAUGGUGCACACCGUGGGGGACUUCUGGGACAUGGUGUGGCAGGAGAGGAGCAGCAUCAUCGUCAUGGUUACCAGACUCAAGGAGAACAACGAGAAAUGCGAGUUGUACUGGCCACAGCCGAGGGAGAGGAGGAGGAGGAGGGUGAAGGAGGAGGAGGAGGAAGACGUUAAAGAGAAGAAGAAGGAGGGAGAGGAGAAGGAGGAAGGAGAGACAGGCCGAUUUGGCAGAUUCCUCCUCAGAGUGAGAGACAGCCAAGAGAAAGACGGGUUCACUGUAACUGACAUGGAGAUCCAGCUGUGUGAGGAGCACCGUCCCGUCAGACACUACUGGUUCACCUCUUGGCCUGACCAUCACAUCCCACAAUGCACCGCUCCGCUGCUGAGACUGGUGGAGGAGGUGGAGACCUACAGCAAGUCCCUCCUACCGCCGAGCUCUGAGCCAAUCACAGCCCCUGCCCUCUCUCCUGGGCCAAUCAUCGUCCACUGCAGUGCAGGUAUCGGGAGGACGGGUUGUUUUAUAGUCAGCAGUAUCGGCUGUCAGCAGCUCAGAGAAACAGGUCAGGUUGACAUCCUGGAGACUGUGUGUCAGCUUCGACUCGACAGGGGUGGUAUGAUCCAAACCACAGAGCAGUACCAGUUCCUGUACUCCACAUUGGCCCAGUACAGCUCCCAGCUACAACACAACCAGGACCAGAACCAGCAGAACCCAGAGCACCAAGUCAGCAUACAGUUACAGAACCUGCAGCUGGACGACACACAGAAUGUGAAGAACUGAUACCGUACAGAACCCGGAGAACCAGCGGGUUCACACCUACAGAAAUCCAGGAGAACCAACAGAAUGCAUCACAAAUAUUAUUAUUAUUAUUAUUAUUAUUAUUAUUAUUAUUAUUAUUAUUAAUAAAACCAGCAACUGGACGCCAGCAGCCGAGCCCAAAGAACUGAUGCACUCACAGAUGAAGAGUUUGGGGAACCAGCAGUUUCAGAAGUGUCGGGAUCAGACAGGAACCCCAAAAGAACUGGAUAUUUACAUGCAUACAGCUGAAGAAGAACCCAGAGCAUCACGUUCAUCCUGGACUGAAAGUCUCACUAAUCUUUCUCAACUGAAGCUUGAACCAAGAGAACCAACACAGAAAAUGUCCUUUGCACAAUGAAUCACAUUAAAUCCAAUAAAAAAGUGAAUCUUC